AUGGCGGAGCCACCAACAGACCAGAACGUGCAUGAGUGCGGGCUACGGCUGGCGUCGGAUCUAGGCAAGGUGAACGAGUCGAACGUGUUGUACGAGUUGUACGAGUUGUACGAGUUGACUCAAGUGGAGAUCCUGUCGAUUCUUCACUUUCUACUUCUCGUGCUGUUCGCCGUCGUUGCAACAUCAGACGGCAUCGCGGCCACUGAAAACAAGGUCGACACCCAGCAGACCAACAUCCGUAGCGUGCUUGCGACGGAAAAGGGCACGAACAUUAAGUCUGUGGAGGGCGACAAGUCCAUCAACUCCAAGAGCGAGGACAGGGGAAUUAACUUCUCCUCGAUCCUAUCGAAGCUGAAGGUCAAGGCUCUUCCCAGUAACGCCAAAACCGCCGGCCUCGGCAACAAGCUCAACAGCUUGCGCAAAGAUCCGGAUGUUGGGACGGACGGAAAAGAUGGCUGCGAGAAAGCACCUCUGGGGACGCAGGUGUACGAUCGGGAUGGUUUCAAGACAAAUGGGUACUUCCUGAAGAACUUUAAAGGGCACGCGUCAAAGAAGCGCCACGACUGGGCGAAUAUGAAGAUGACCGAACUUCACCCGAUGUUUUUCGCUGGCGCCGAGCAACACAUUAAUGGAACCGAACCUCCGCAAUACUACCGUCGCCGUUAUCAAUCACCCCGAUACAUUUAUUCGUAUACGGCGGGCUCCAGCUUCACCACGAGAGUUACCCAUUCGUUCGGAUAUCCUGAAAAGGGCUGGAUCAAGUUGGAGGUUGCGUACGCAGACGGCAAGUCACAGGAUCUCAUCAUGUGGGAGCAACUUACGGAUGCAGCUCGCGAGUGUCUCAAUUCGGCGGAUUUUGAGGAUACGAAGGUGCCUUUCAACGAUAAAAACUUUCAGGAAUCGCUGAAGCAAGCGUAUCCGUUUUAG
Phytophthora sojae is the source of this 927-nucleotide messenger RNA. RefSeq lists its product as hypothetical. NCBI's taxonomy places the organism in Eukaryota, Oomycota, Peronosporomycetes, Peronosporales, Peronosporaceae. The record is from RefSeq and is a predicted model, not a curated record. Bases 1 to 927 code for a protein of 308 amino acids. The transcript has 6 exons.